Messenger RNA from Closterium sp. NIES-65, 4887 nucleotides. The record is from the annotation of a GenBank genome assembly. NCBI's taxonomy places the organism in Eukaryota, Viridiplantae, Streptophyta, Zygnematophyceae, Desmidiales, Closteriaceae.
AUGGACGUGUACUUGGACGUGGACGUGGACGUGGACAUGGACGUGGACGUGGACGUAGACGUGGACGUGGACGUGGACGUGGACGUGGACGUGGACAUGGUCGUGGACGUGGACGUGGACGUGGACGUGGACAUGGUCGUGGACGUGGACGUGGACGUGGACGUGGACGUGGACAUGGACGUGGACGUGGACGUGGACGUGGACAUGGACGUGGACGUGGACGUGGACGUGGACGUGGACAUGGACGUGGACGUGGACGUGGACGUGGACAUGGACGUGGACGUGGACGUGGACGUGGACGUGGACGUGGACGAGGACAUAGACGUGGACGGGGACGUGGACGUGGACGUGGACAUGGACGUAGACGUGGACGUGGACGUGGACGUCGACAUGGACGUGGACAUGGACGUGGACGUGGACGUAGACGUGGAUAUGGACGUGGACGUGGACAUGGACGUGGACAUGGACGUGGUCGUGAAUGUGGACAUGGACGUGGACGUGGACGUAUACGUGGACGUGGACAUGGACGUGGACGUGGAGGUGGACGUGGACGUGGACGUGGACGUGGACGUGGAUGUGGACGUGGACGUGGACGUGGACAUGGACGUGGACGUGGACGUGGACGUGGACGUGGACGUGGACAAGGACAUAGACGUGGACGUGGACGUGGACGUCGACGUCGACAUGGACGUAGACGUGGACAUGGACGUGGACGUGGACGUGGACAUGGACGUGGACGUGGACGUAGACGUGGACGUGGACAUCGACGUGGUCGUGAAUGUGGACGUGGACGAGGACAUAGACGUGGACAUGGACGUUGACGUGGACGUAGACGUGGACGUGGACGUGGACGUGGACGUAGACAUGGACGUGGACAUGGACAUGGACGUGGACGUGGACGUGGACGUGGACAUGGACGUGGACGUGGACGUGGACGUGGACGUGGACGAGGACAUAGACGUGGACGUGGACGUGGACGUGGACGUGGACAUGGACGUAGACGUGGACAUGGACGUCGACAUGGACGUGGACAUGUACGUGGACGUGGACGUAGACGUGGAUAUGGACGUGGACGUGGACAUGGACGUGGACAUGGACGUGGUCGUGAAUGACAUGGACGUGGACGUGGACGUGGACGUGGACGUGGACGUGGACGUAGACAUGGACGUGGACGUGGACGUAGACAUGGACGUGGACAUGGACGUGGACGUGGACGUGGACGUGGACGUGGACGUGGACGUGCACGUAGACAUGGACGUGGACGUAGACAUGGACGUGGACGUGGACGUAGACAUGGACGUGGACAUGGACAUGGACGUGGACGUGGACGUGGACGUGGACGUGGACAUGGACGUGGACGUGGACGUGGACGUGGACGUGGACGUAGACAUGGACGUGGACGUGGACGUAGACAUGGACGUGGACAUGGACGUGGACGUGGACGUAGACGUAGACGUGGACGUGGACGUGGACGUGGACGUGCACGUGGACGUGGACAUGGUCGUGGACGUGGACGUGGACGUGGAGGUGGACGUGGACAUGGUCGUGGACGUGGACGUGUACGUGGACGUGGACGUGGACGUGGACGUGGACAUGGACGUGGACGUGGACGUGGAGGUAUUGGAGGUGGACAUGGACAUGGACGUGGACUUGAACAUGGACGUGGACGUGGACGUGGACGUGGACAUAGACGUGGACGUGGACGUGGACAUGGACGUGGACUUGGACGUGGACGUGGACGUGGACAUGGACGUGGACGUGGACGUGGACGUAGACGUGGACGUGGACGUGGACGUGGACGUGGACGUGGACAUGGUCGUGGAUGUGGACGUGGACAUGGACGUGGACAUGGUCGUGGACGUGGACGUGGACGUGGACGUGGACGUGGACAUGGACGUGGACAUGGACGUGGACGUGGACAUGGACGUGGACGUGGACGUGGACGUGGACGUGGACGUGGACAUGGACGUGGACGUGGACGUGGACGUGGACAUGGACGUGGACAUGGACGUGGACGUGGACGUGGACGUGGACGAGGACAUAGACGUGGACGUGGACGUGGACGUGGACGUGGACGUGGACGUCGACAUGGACGUGGACAUGGACGUGGACGUGGACGUGGACGUGGACGUGGACGUGGACAUGGACAUGGACGUGGACGUGGAGGACUUGGAGGUGGACAUGGACAUGGACGUGGACGUGAACAUGGACGUGGACGUGGACGUGGACAUAGACGUGGACGUGGACGUGGACGUGGACAUGGACGUGGACUUGGACGUGGACGUGGACGUGGACAUGGACGUGGACGUGGACGUGGACGUAGACGUGGACGUGGAUGUGGACGUGGACGUGGACGUGGACAUGGUCGUGGACGUGGACGUGGACGUGGACGUGGACAUGGUCGUGGACGUAGACGUGGACGUGGACGUGGACAUGGACGUGGACAUGGACGUGGACGUGGACAUGGACGUGGACGUGGACGUGGACGUGGACGUGGACGUGGACAUGGACGUGGACGUGGACGUGGACGUGGACGUGGACAUGGACGUGGACAUGGACGUGGACGUGGACGUGGACGUGGACGAGGACAUAGACGUGGACGUGGACGUGGACGUAGACUUGGACGUGGACGUGGACGUGGACGUCGACAUGGACGUGGACAUGGACGUGGACGUGCACGUGGACGUGGAUAUGGACGUGGACGUGGACGUGGACGUGGACGUGGUCGUGGACGUAGACGUGGACGUGGACGUGGACGUGGAGGACUUGGACGUGGACAUGGUCGUGGACGUGGACGUGAACGUGGACGUGGACGUGAACGUAGACGUGGACAUGGUCGUGGACGUGGACGUGAUCGUGGACAUGGACGUGGACGUGAACGUAGACGUGGACGUGGACAUGGUCGUGGACGUGGACGUGGACGUGGACAUGGACGUGGACGUGGACGUGGACAUGGACGUGGACGUGGACGUGGAGGACUUGGACGUAGACAUGGACAUGGACGUGGACGUGAACAUGGACGUGGACGUGGACGUGGACAUAGACGUGGACGUGGACGUGGACAUGGACGUAGACUUGGACGUGGACGUGGACGUGGACAUGGACGUGGACGUGGACGUGGACGUAGACGUGGACGUGGACGUGGACGUGGACGUGGACAUGGUGGUGGACGUGGAUGUGGACGUGGACGUGGACAUGGUCGUGGACGUGGACGUGGACGUGGGCGUGGACGUGGACAUGGACGUGGACGUGGACGUGGACGUGGACAUGGACGUGGACGUGGACGUGGACGUGGACGUUGACAUGGACGUGGACGUGGACGUGGAUGUGGACAUGGACGUGGACGUGGACGUGGACGUGGACGUGGAUGAGGACAUAGACGUGGACGAGGACGUGGACGUGGACGUGGACAUGGACGUAGACGUGGACAUGGACGUCGACAUGGACGUGGACAUGGACGUGGACGUGGACGUGGACGUGGAUAUGGACGUGGACGUGGACGUGGACGUGGUCGUGGACGUAGACGUGGACGUGGACGUGGACGUCGACAUGGUCGUGGACGUGGAUGUGGACGUGGACAUGGUCGUGGACGUGGACGUGGACGUGGACAUGGACAUGGACGUGGACGUGGACGUGGACGUGGACAUGGACGUGGACGUGGACGUGGAUGUGGACGUGGACGUGUACGUGGACAUGGACGUUGACGUGGACGUGGACGUGGACGUGGACAUGGACGUGGACAUGGACGUGGACGUGGAUGUGGACGUGGACGAGGACAUAGACGUGGACGUGGACGUGGACGUGGACGUGGACGUCGACAUGGACGUGGACAUGGACGUGGACGUGGACGUGGACGUGGAUAUGGACGUGGACGUGGACGUGGUCGUGGACGUAGACGUGGACGUGGACGUGGAGGACUUGGACGUGGACAUGGUCGUGGACGUGGACGUGAACAUGGACGUGGAGGUGGACGUGGAUGUGGACGUGGACAUGGUCGUGGACAUGGACGUGGAUGUGGACGUGGACAUGGACGUGGACAUGGACGUGGACGUGGACGUGGAGGACUUGGACGUGGACAUGGACAUGGACGUGGACGUGAACAUGGACGUGGACGUGCACGUAGACAUGGACGUGGACGUAGACAUGGACGUGGACGUAGACAUGGACGUGGACAUGGACAUGGAUGUGGACGUGGACGUGGACGUAGACAUGGACGUGGACGUGGACGUAGACAUGGACGUGGACAUGGACGUGGACGUGGACGUGGACGUAGACGUGGACGUGGACGUGGACGUGCACGUGGACGUGGACAUGGUCGUGGACGUGGACGUGGACGUGGACGUGGACGUGGACAUGGUCGUGGACGUGGACGUGGACGUGGACGUGGACAUGGACGUGGACGUGGACGUGGAGGACUUGGAGGUGGACAUGGACAUAGACGUGGACGUGAACAUGGACGUGGACGUGGACGUGGACGUGGACGUGGACAUAGACGUGGACGUGGACGUGGACAUGGACGUGGACUUGGACGUGGACGUGGACGUGGACAUGGACGUGGACGUGGACGUGGACGUAGACGUGGACGUGGACGUGGACGUGGACGUGGACAUGGUCGUGGACGUGGACGUGGACGUGGACGUGGACAUGGACGUGGACGUGGACGUGGACAUGGACGUGGACGUGGACGUGGACGUGGACGUGGACGUGGACAUGGACGUGGACAUGGACGUGGACGUGGACGUGGACGUGGACGAGGACAUAGAUGAGACGUGGACGUGGACGUGGACGUGGACGUCGACAUGGACGUCGACAUGGACGUGGACGUGCACGUGGACGUGGAUAUGGACGUGGACGUGGACGUGGACGUGGACGUGGUCGUGGACGUAG